GUAAAUACCGCUGUGGAACCGGAAGUGUCCCGGGAGGCGUCGCUUCCGGAAGUGUGGCAUAUCCUCACCACACCAGGAAGUGUGGUGCCGCCGCGGCUCCGGGAAGUGUUGCUGUCCACCCAGUUGAGAUGUGGGGUUGAAACAGGUGUUAAUGUAUCGUAGUUUGCGGAGACUCAUCGGAGUUCACCCUUCCGAAAGUGCCGGAGGGUGCAAGUAUUUGAUCAUGUUUAUGAAUGUCGCGUCCUGUCGAAAACUGUAGAGGAAAUAGCACUAGGAAUGUUUCCAGGGGGCCUGACUCCCUAAAGGAUUUUAAGAAGUUUUCUGUUGCUGCCCAUCACCCUUCAUUCCCCUUCUCCCCAGGGAUGUGCAGAUGGAGGCCGGAGGCGAUAGUGCUGUCCCAGCCCCCGGGGGCGUGGAGGACUCGGUGGACACGCAGUUGCCCAUUGAGGAGGCUGGAGACAGUGAAGGGGUUCACUCGAGCACGCCGGAUCCCGGAGAUGGGGACCCGGAGGACGCAGGAUCCAAGGCCAAGGACCAGCCAUCCAGCCUCCUGUCACCUGAACCUCAGGCUGAGGCCCCACCAAGCACUUGUGAGCCCUGGAAAACUGCAGCUUCAGAUGGCAAUCCCACUGGAGAGCCUGAGGGUACCUCUGAGGGCCAGGGAGAAGACCCCAGGGAUGGGGACCCCAAUGAUGAGGACCCCAAUGAUGAUGACCCCAAUGAUGAGGACCCCAAUGAUGAGGACUGGCGCAGCCAACGGAAGCAUGUGUUUGUGCUGAGUGAAGCAGGCAAGCCCAUCUACUCACGGUAUGGUAGUGUGGAGGCACUGUCUGCCACCAUGGGUGUGAUGACAGCCCUCGUGUCCUUCGUACAGAGUGCAGGAGAUGCCAUCCGUGCCAUCUAUGCUGAGGACCACAAGCUGGUGUUCCUGCAGCAGGGUCCCCUCCUGCUGGUGGCUGUGUCCCGGACUCCACAAUCAGCAGCACAGCUACGGGGUGAGCUGCUUGCAGUGCACGCACAAAUUGUGAGCACGCUAACACGUGCAAGCGUGGCCCGCAUCUUUGCACAUAAGCAGAACUAUGACCUACGUCGCCUGCUGGCUGGCUCGGAACGCACGCUAGACCGGCUUCUGGACAGUGUGGAGCAAGACCCAGGUGCCCUGCUCCUGGGUGCUGUACGCUGUGUGCCUCUGGCCAGACCACUACGGGAUGCCUUGGGUACACUACUCCGGCGCUGUACAGCCCCAGGCCUGGCCCUAUCAGUGCUUGCUGUUGGUGGCCGACUGAUAACUGCAGCCCAGGAGAGGAAUGUGCUGGCUGAGUGCCGGCUGGACCCGGCUGAUCUUCAGUUGCUGCUUGACUGGGUGGGUGCACCAGCCUUUGCAGCAGGUGAGGCAUGGGCACCUGUGUGCCUGCCUCGCUUCAACCCAGAUGGUUUCUUCUAUGCCUAUGUGGCUCGCCUGGAUUCCAUGCCUGUCUGCCUGCUGCUGCUUGGUACCAACCGUGAAGCUUUCCAUGCCAUGGCUGCCUGCCGGCGCUUGGUUGAAGAUGGGAUGCACAACCUUGGUGCCCUGCGUACUCUUGGGGAGGCUGCCAGCUUCUCUAAUGGACCAGCCGCCAAUGCCCCUGCCUACAGUGUGCAGGCUGUGGGAGCACCUGGCCUCAGGCAUUUCCUCUAUAAGCCACUGGACAUCCCUGACCAACACCGCCAGCUGCCACAGUUUACCAGUCCUGAGCUAGAGGCCCCAUACAGCAGAGAGGAGGAGCGACAGCGACUGUCGGACUUGUAUCACCGCCUGCAUGCUCGCCUCCAUAGCACCUCCCGGCCCCUGCGCCUCAUUUACCAUGUGGCGGAGAAGGAGACACUGCUGGCUUGGGUGACCUCCAAAUUUGAGCUCUAUACUUGCCUGAGCCCCCUCGUGACCAAGGCAGGGGCCAUCUUAGUAGUGACGAAGCUCCUGCGGUGGGUGAGGAAGGAAGAGGACCGGCUUUUCAUCCGUUACCCACCCAAGUAUUCCACUCCUCCCUCCACCUCGGUGGACCAGGUCCCCAACAAUGGCUUGUUCACAGGACUCUGAAUGACUGCUGGAGUGACCACAUUUGGCAUUUAAAUUCGGUCUCUACUCUGGAAAUAUGGGUAUAAGUCUGUGAGGGGCUGGUCCCCAAUUCCAUGGGCAGGUGGGCAAGAUCUCAGGUUUGCCCACAAAUGGGAGAAGGGUGACAGCAGCUAGGGCCACAGGUUGCUCUCUGAGCCCCCUCAUGCUCCUCCCUCCACAUCUAGGAAAGUCGAAAGCCUCCUCUGACUUCUGCCUCACCUCCUUAACAAACAAUGCCACCACACCCUUCAUCAUUGGCUAGCCCCUCCAAGCCUUUUCUAAGCAGCACAGGUUGCCACCAUGUCCAUCUUCCAAGCAUACCUGAGACUGGGCUGAGGCUGUCCUCAGGGUAGGGGUGGGUAACUCACAAGGGCUCUAGAAUUUGAAAUGCAGGGCUAGCCUACGCUUGAAACCAGUCUAAGGAUGUUUAAAGAAAACUACAGAAAGGGCCGAAAGUUGAAUCCCACAAGACAUCCCUCUGCCCUUCAUGUCCUCCCCUCCUCCAUUAUUUUCCCUACUUAAAAAAACAAACAAACAAACAAAACAAGCCCCACCAAUUCAGUUGCCUCCAGCAUCCACCUGUGUAACACAUGCCACAUGACUUAACCCAGCAGCGGGAUGCAGCUUGGUGAAGAUACCCUUAGUCUCUAAGGCUUCUACUCAAGAAAGCUAAUUCCUUUAGGCCCUUUUAGUGAAGAUCUGUGACCAGAUGGGACUUGGAACUCUAGUGCUGCUACUCAGCACAAACAUGUUUGUUCUGGACGUUGGCCGGCUGAAGCAGCAAUCUAAAGAAGAACCCUUAAAGAGCUUGUAUGCACAACCCUCCUCAACUGCCCACUACCCUGCAGCCAGCCUUGUUUAGCGAUAGGGCCCUGUGAUUGGGCGCAUGCGUGCUCACUAUCAGUUGCUUUGCAGAUGUUCUGCGCUUGCUCAAUGCAGAUAACCUGUGUCGCCCCGCCCCCUGCUUUCCUACAAUGUAUAGCAGCACGUGCUGCUUUUCCCUGCCACUGUUUUUCCACUCUUCCGUGGCACAUGCGCAGAUGCCCCACAUUGGGAAAUGGCUGCGGAGCUGAAUCCUCUGAUGGCAGAGUGCCUGGGAGCUGAGGAGGCUGAGGACACAGGAGGUAGCGAAGGCCCACAGGGUGGAGGGGGAGACGCUUUGGCCCAUUAUAAUAAUCGAGAGUAAUUUUUUUUAGGGAAAAAAAAUGUUUUUAACCUAUUGAAAUUUUUAACUUCCACACAGUGGAAAUAAAUAAUAUGUAUUCUCAUCACCUAGGUUAACUUACCAACUUUAUUGACCUUAAUACUUAAGUAGUUCAUUUCAGGAACGGUUACCAGGCAAAUCAGAAAGGGGUUUAUAUGCUCACAAAAACUGCCCUGUUACUACACAGCCUAGAGGAGGAACUCCUCCGUGUUAUUUCACAGUCAGCCUACAUGGUUUACUACAUGCUUUUUGUUUUUUCUUUUAAGGCUCUUGAGAAUGGUUUUCUACGCUAUUCUCAAAUUUGUUUUGACUUAAAUAAUGACAGCUUCUCCGCUCACUGGGGGCCUAAAAACCACUGGAAAUUGCAGUUCCUUCAAAAGAAAAUAUUUCUCAUGGUUAAUCCACUUAAUGAGCAUUUUUGUUUUAAUUAGAGAAAAUUCCCAAACAUUCUAAAGUAGAGAAAAUAUCAUGAGCAGUGACUCCACCCUACUUCGAAGGCUGUUCAAACUCUGUCCAUAUCUGUGUUCACCUUCUGCUCCUGUGUACCAGGUCUGUCACUACAUGACCAGACAUGGGAGGUGGCAUCUUGCCAGACCUGUCUAUUCAGAUUCCAAAACAAUGGGUGUGACCUUCCAGAACAAGACCUGCAGUUUCCCUGGGCACCUGAAACAUCGGCUUGGUGCUUCGAACACAGUUCUUUUCUUGCUUUUAAAUGGGUGAAUAAUGAAAUCAUUUAUACAGAGUUUGUCUCAAAUUGUAGCCACAGGUUGGGUGCCAGUUUUCAAAGAAUAAAAAUCAGACAGCAACAAGCCGCACUUUAUUAAGCUUUUGAUACAGUACCACGGAGAUUUGAAAGCUUAACAUCAACCUUUCAAAUCCCUCAAGUUUGAAGUAGUGAGGGACUUCACUGGCACUGGAGGAAGCUGAAAGGUCUAUCAGGUAUGUUCCAUAGCCAUUGAGGGCUUAGAGGGAUAAUACUUAGCACCAGUAGCAUCUAGGCCUUGUGGUGGAGGCUUAUGUUUUUCAGCAGAUGCUCUUCCAGAUCUGUAGCCUCCAUGCUAGGUAAUAACAGGAGAUUGGCUACACGAACAUGGACCGAGGACAGUCAAUGGUGACUUACAAAAACAGAGAUACAAGAAGUGAUCACAUAAAUAACCAAAUCUAGGGAUAGCCAUGCAGAUUGUAGAUUUUUGUUAAAGAGGUGGAGAAACAUUUUCAGUUGAUAUAAUUAGUCAUUUAUAAAAGACGGGCCCCAGAAGUUUUAAUUUUAUUAUUGAAUAGUUGGGAUUGAAACAAGAAAGGGAGGGCUUGUCAAGAAUAGCUGCUUGGAAAGUGAGGUAAGCACAUUUUGAUAACUGGUUAAGGGCCUUGGAUUGGGGGGGAGGGGAGCAAAAUGGAGGCCUUUUGUGAUUCAUUGUUUUAUUUAAUCUCUUAGGAAAAUAGGGAGUAAUAUGUAAUUUAAAAUAUGAAAGGAAAAGGGAAAGUUGAGCUGCACCCGAGGAUUAUACAUUGGACCAAUGUUAUCCCCAGAUUUCAAUUGCUAUUGUGCAGUUACUUGAGAUCUCUGUAUAUAAGAAACAUGCACUGGAAUAUUAAGUAUUAAUGGGUCAUACUAUCUGCAACUUACAGUUGAAAGACACUCAAAACAUGGAGGAUCUGAUAGAGUACCAUAGCCUAUUUCUACGACUUUUGUGUACAUCUGAAAUAAUUUCAAAAUAAAAUGUUAAAAGGGGA
This is a messenger RNA of Phodopus roborovskii (desert hamster), 5033 nucleotides long. It is a transcript of the gene Mon1b, whose product is annotated as MON1 homolog B, secretory trafficking associated. The record is from RefSeq and is a predicted model, not a curated record. Bases 371 to 2077 code for a protein of 568 amino acids. NCBI's taxonomy places the organism in Eukaryota, Metazoa, Chordata, Mammalia, Rodentia, Cricetidae. The transcript is spliced from 5 exons. Gene Ontology annotation, biological process: protein targeting to vacuole; vesicle-mediated transport.